Puma concolor (puma) is the source of this 1821-nucleotide messenger RNA. The record is from RefSeq and is a predicted model, not a curated record. NCBI's taxonomy places the organism in Eukaryota, Metazoa, Chordata, Mammalia, Carnivora, Felidae.
AUGACGGUGGAGUUCGAGGAGUGCAUCAAGGACUCGCCGCGCUUCAGGGCUACUAUUGACGAGGUGGAAACAGACGUGGUGGAGAUCGAGGCAAAACUAGACAAGCUGGUCAAGCUGUGCAGUGGCAUGAUCGAAGCUGGCAAGGCCUAUGUCACGACCAACAGGCUCUUCGUGAGUGGUGUUCGAGACCUGUCCCAGCAGUGCCAGGGCGACACCGUCAUCUCGGAAUGUCUGCAGAGGUUUGGAGACAGCCUGCAGGAGAUGGUCAACUACCACAUGGUAAGCCCUGGCCACAGUGCGACCCUGGCCUGACACCUGCUGGCCCUCAGGGACGUGCGGAAAUUCAAGGAGACCAAGAAACAGUUUGACAAAGUUCGGGAGGACAUGGAGCUGUCCCUCGUGAGGAAUGCCCAGGCCCCACGGCACCGGCCCCACGAGGUGGAGGAGGCCACAGGUGCCUUGACCCUCACCCGGAAGUGUUUCCGUCACCUGGCACUAGACUAUGUGCUCCAGAUCAACGUACUCCAGGCCAAGAAGAAGUUUGAGAUCUUGGAUUCUAUGCUGUCCUUCAUGCACGCCCAGCACAGCUUCUUCCAGCAGGGCUAUAGCCUGCUGCACCAGCUGGACCCCUACAUGAAGAAGCUGGCAGCCGAGCUAGACCAGCUGGUGAUCGACUCGGCAGUGGAAAAGCGUGAGAUGGAGCGAAAGCAUGCUGCCAUCCAGCAGCGGACGCUGCUGCAGGACUUCUCCUACGAUGAGCCCAAAGUGGAGUUUGAUGUGGAUGCGCCCAGCGGUGUGGUGAUGGAGGGCUACCUCUUCAAGAGGGCCAGUAAUGCCUUCAAGACGUGGAACCGGCGCUGGUUCUCCAUCCAGAACAGCCAGCUGGUCUACCAGAAGAAACUCAAGGACGUGCUCACCGUGGUGGUGGAUGACCUCCGUCUGUGCUCCGUGAAGCCAUGUGAGGACAUCGAACGGAGGUUCUGUUUUGAGGUCGUGUCACCCACCAAGAGCUGCAUGCUGCAGGCCGACUCAGAGAAGCUGCGGCAGGCCUGGGUUCAAGCUGUGCAGGCCAGCAUCGCCUCUGCCUACCGGGAGAGCCCGGACAGCUGCUACAGUGAGAGGCUGGACCGCACGGCGUCUCCGUCCACGAGCAGCAUCGACUCUGCUACGGACUCGCGGGAGCGCAGCGUCAAGGGCGAGAGCGUGCUGCAGCGUGUGCAGAACGUGGCUGGCAAUAGCCAGUGUGGGGACUGUGGCCAGCCGGAUCCCCGCUGGGCCAGCAUCAACCUGGGGGUGCUGCUCUGCAUCGAGUGCUCCGGCAUCCACAGGAGCCUGGGCGUCCACUGCUCCAAGGUGCGGUCCCUGACCCUGGACUCAUGGGAGCCAGAGCUGCUGAAGCUGAUGUGUGAGCUUGGAAACAGCACCGUGAACCAGAUCUACGAGGCUCAGUGUGAGGGGCCAGGUGGCAGGAAGCCCACAGCCAGCAGCCCUAGGCAGGACAAGGAGGCCUGGAUCAAGGACAAGUAUGUGGAAAAGAAGUUCCUGCGGAAGCCACCGUCGGCACCAGCCCGGGACGUCCCCCGGCCCUGGAGGGCGCAAAAGUGCCAGCGCCACCACAGCUCCCCCCGGGUCCCUGCUGCCCGCCGCAAGGUCCGGCUGGAGCCCAUCCUGCCCUCUGUGGCUGCUCUGUCCUCAGCAGGUGCUGUGGAGCGCAAGUUCCGGAGGGACUCUCUCUUCUGCCCGGAUGAGCUGGACUCCCUCUUCUCCUACUUCGAUGCUGGAGCUGCUGCAGCCGGUCCACGGACACGUCUGUGGCUCUGA